Otolemur garnettii (small-eared galago) is the source of this 1531-nucleotide messenger RNA. It is a transcript of the gene FBXL15, whose product is annotated as F-box and leucine rich repeat protein 15. The transcript is spliced from 4 exons. Bases 491 to 1393 code for a protein of 300 amino acids. Gene Ontology annotation, molecular function: protein binding. NCBI's taxonomy places the organism in Eukaryota, Metazoa, Chordata, Mammalia, Primates, Galagidae. The record is from RefSeq and is a predicted model, not a curated record. Gene Ontology annotation, biological process: SCF-dependent proteasomal ubiquitin-dependent protein catabolic process. Gene Ontology annotation, cellular component: SCF ubiquitin ligase complex.
UUCCAGCUUCGCUCACUCAUUCAUUAUUUAAACAAUUACCUAUUGAACAGUGCCAGUCAGUAAGAGCUCAGAUAGUUUCUCUGCAUUUUUCAAAGUCGCAGAACGCAACCAGAGAGGAGAAGGGAGGCCCGUAACCUAGGAGCUCUGGCUCCGCCCCUUCUGCGUUUGGCCUUGCCUGCUCCUCCCAUCACCAUUGCACUCAGAGGCGGCUACUGGCCCAAGACGACGGCGAAAACCAGUCUCUGAUGUCUACUGCACUCUGCAGCUACAGACCUCAAGCCCAGUAGCAGAGAAGGCAAGGUCUAAUGUUACAACACCGGUCUGCUUCGCCUCAGUUUCGGGUCCAUCCGGAAAGCUUUCAGAUAGGAUCCUCAGUGAGACGGCACUCGAUUGAAUCGGUCUGUCUCUACAGGCCAAGGAGGCGGGUUUGCAGUAGCUUCUCCUACGCCAAAGCGAGACGACCUUACUGCGCACGCGCAGUAGACAGCCGAUGGAGCCACCGAUGGAGCCGUCCGGAGUAGAGCAAGAGCCCGGAGCCGUCAGGCUCCUGGACCUGCCCUGGGAAGACGUGCUGCUCCCACACGUCCUGAACCGGGUCCCACUGCGCCAACUACUCCGACUGCAACGAGUUAGCAGGGGCUUCCGGGCACUAGUGCAGCUGCACCUGGCCGGACUGCGCCGCUUCGACGCCGCUCAGGUGGGUCCGCAGAUCCCACGAGCCGCCUUUUCCUGGCUGCUGCGGGACGCUGAGGGGCUGCAGGAGCUGGCGCUGGCGCCGUGUCACGAAUGGCUGUUAGACGAGGACCUGGUGCCGGUACUGGCGCGGAAUCCUCAGCUGCGGAGUGUGGCGCUGGCGGGCUGCGUGCAACUGAGCCGCCGUGCGCUAGGGGCACUGGCCGAGGGCUGCCCCCGCCUGCAGCGCUUGUCGCUCGCACACUGUGACUGGGUGGACGGGUUGGCGCUGCGAGGCCUCGUGGACCGCUGCCCGGCCCUGGAGGAGCUGGACCUCACUGCCUGCCGCCAGCUCAAGGACGAGGCCAUCGUAUACCUGGCGCAGAGGCUAGGCGCCAGCCUCCGCAGCCUCUCACUGGCUGUCAACGCCAACGUGGGGGACACCGCGGUUCAAGAAUUGGCACGGAACUGCCCGGAACUCGAGCACCUUGACCUUACCGGCUGCCUCCGCGUUGGAAGCGAUGGCGUCAGGACAUUGGCCGAGUACUGCCCAGCGCUGCGCUCGCUGCGGGUGAGGCACUGCCACCAUGUGGCCGAGCCCAGCCUGAGCCGCUUGCGAAAGCGCGGUGUGGACAUCGACGUGGAGCCACCGCUGCACCAGGCCCUGGUACUGCUGCAGGACAUGGCGGGCUUUGCACCUUUUGUCAACCUGCAGGUCUGACCCACCUGCUGGUUAGAACACAGCUGGACUGUGUAGCCUGACACUUGAGCUGUAGGGAAACCGAACUGUGGGGGCCUCUGGUGAGAGGCUAGUGCCCUGUCCUCCCCUGGAGCUUCAAAUAAAGAGCUUUUUACCCCC